Molecule: messenger RNA, 4326 nt
Organism: Capsaspora owczarzaki ATCC 30864
Lineage: Eukaryota; Filasterea; Ministeriida; Capsasporidae
Product: guanine nucleotide exchange factor
Exons: 2
Coding region: 890-3919 (1009 amino acids)
Biological process (GO): positive regulation of GTPase activity; Ras protein signal transduction
Cellular component (GO): plasma membrane
Molecular function (GO): guanyl-nucleotide exchange factor activity
Source: RefSeq, a predicted model, not a curated record
CACUGCAUUGGCGCAGCUGAUCUGCUUCAGGUUGACGCUGCAAUCUGCCGCUUUUUUUUUUCAUUCCACUCUUCGCCCUCGCACAUGGACGCCCUCCCCUCACAUCAUUCCUCGUGUUAUCGCCUCUUUCUCUCUCUCUCACUCUUUCUCUCUCUGGCCCUUUCUUGCCUUUUAUCUUUUGGUUUUUCAUCCCUUUGUUGAUCUGCCCCCAACCAAUUCCAUAAAACUCACUUUUUGUUUUUGUUUUUGUUUUUGUGAUGAAUUGCGAUUCGCUUGCUUCCCCACACAGGCCAACUACGACUUUAGCGCCAACGCCCAGAAAUGGGAAAAGUUGUUCAUCCAGGCCAUCCGGAGCGUCGGCCACCAGGUGCAUCCGGGACUGACGAUUGAGGAGGAGACGCUGGUCUAUGUGGACUCGCUGCUCUACCAAGUGCUGUCCUUCCUGUGCACACCGGCCCCGCGCAAGAUCCAGGACGUCGAGGACCGCGUCAAGGCAAACUUCCCCGAAGACCUGACCCAGUGGGCCGUCCGCGAAGCCCAGGAUGCCCUCCGCAAGUACAAGGACAACAAGAAGAAGAGCGCCCAAAUCCUGUCCUUCCCCGUCGAAAAGGUCUACCAGAAGCUCUUGAAGGAAAUUAGCGCAACGGUAAAUAUCAAGGCCGAGUACGAAGUGUCUGUCUACAUUAACGCGGUGCUCGAGUACGUGUCCGCCGACGUGCUCAAGCUCGCCGGUAACUACACGGACAACUGCAAGCGCACCAGCAUUACGCCCAAGGACGUGAACGUGGCCAUCUCGGCCGACCGCGUCCUCGACCAGCUCUUCAAGUUCAAGUCGGACAAGCCCGUGCCCAAGAAGGUUGUCCACUCAAAGGAGGAGGCUGUGCGCGACAUGCUUGCCGUCGAGACCAAGUACAUGCGCGAUGUGGACAUGGUGGUCAAGAUUUUCCUCGAGCUCUUUGAGAGCGCCAAAGACUCGGAUCCCUCGCUCUUCACCGAGCGCAACAUUGUCUACAUUUUCUGCAACAUUCGCGAAAUCCACGAUUUCGAGCGCGAGUUUGUGUACGCCCUCGAGGAGGCGCGAGAAUUCAACCCCAAGAAGCCGCUGGUUGGCGCCAUUUUUGAAGACAUGGCACUUGAAGAAAAGUUUGAAGUCUACAGCGAGUAUGCCGCCAACUUUGAGAAUUCUCGUCGCGAGCUUGAGGCCAUUCUGCGCGAUCCCCGUGUGAUUGCCUUCCUUGAGGCCCGCAAAAUGAAAGAGGCAGUCAUGUAUGUGCUGCCCAAGCUACUAUUCGAGCCCUUGUACCAGGUCUUCCAUUAUUUCGACUUGUUGAAGAUUCUGCUCAAGUGCACGGAGACGUCGGAUCCCGACCACAACUCAAUUCGCCAGGCACAAAUCUCGCUCAUGAACCUCGAGGACGAGCUGAAGCGCACUUGCAAGGACUUUUUGGUCAAGCGUAACAACACGUACCUGAAGCACGGCAAAAACUCGGCUGUGAGCGAGGGUAUCUUCAAGGACAUUCAAAUGAAGAUUGAGAACUGGGAGGGCUCUGAUCUUGCCAUCCAGUGCUCUGAUCUGUACAAGGAAGGCCUGGUGCAGUCCAAGGACGCCGCUGGCUCCAAGAUGCUCACCACUUCCAAGGAGCGCUACCUGAUUGUGUUUGACAACUUGAUUCUGCUGUGCAAGCCGCGCGGUCAGCCCUCUGCCAACUGCGACUUCCACGUCAAGGAGCGCAUCAAGACCUCGUCGCUGACUGUGCGCGAGAUCCAAGACACGGAUGACAUGAAGUUUGCGAUCGAGAUCACCACGUCGGACGGCAAGCGCUACCCGUUCGGCUGCAAGAGCCCGAUUGAGAAGGCCGAGUGGCUCGAGGCCCUUCACACGCUCGCCGUGCGCCCCACGCUCGAAAAGACGCUGGACAAGAAGAUUGCCGAAGCCGAGGCGUCCGACGGCCCGCUGCUCGAGCUGCUCAACCCUGGCCAGUACGUGUUUGCCCAACAAGACUCCGUGUCCAACAUUCUGCACGAGACGGAAGAGGGCCAGACCAACGGCCCGCCCGUCAUCAAGGGUGGCAGCAUUUACAAGCUCGUCGAGCGAUUGACGUACCCUUCGUACGCCGAUCCCAACUAUCUGACGCAAUUCCUCAUCACCUAUCGCUCGUUCUGCACCCCGACCGAUCUGCUGAACCUCCUCAUUGAGCGUUACAACGUGCCCGAGCCCGUCAACGUGCCACAAGAGCAGCUGCUUCGUUUCCGCAAAAACUACAUCACCCCGGUUCGCCUGCGUGUCUUUAACGUCUUCCGUCAAUGGGUUGACAAGCACUACUACGAUUUCGAGAACAACACCGACCUUCUCAAGCGCUUCCUCGAGUUUAUCAAGGACUCGAUGAGCGGCGACAAGAAGAUGGACAAGGCCGUCAAGUCCUUGACGCGCGCCGUGCGCCAGCGCCGUGAAACAAUCGAGAAUGCAAAGACAAUCAUCUUCUCAGACCCGCCGCCGCCGACCGAGAAGGGCUCUGCCGCGUUGGACAAGAUUGAGGACUUUGAUGUUCUCUCGCUCUCUCCGAUCGAAAUUGCCCGCCAGCUCACGCUCAUCGAGAGCGACAUUUACCGCACCAUCAAGCCCUCCGAGCUUGUUGGCCAGCCAUGGGUGAAGAGCGACAAGGAGGAGCGCUCUCCCAACGUGCUCAAGAUGAUCCAUCGCUUCAACGCGGUUUCGCGCUGGGUGGCUACCUGCGUCGUUGAUACCGAGAGCCUGAAGGAGCGUGUCGAUGUCAUUAUCAACUUCCUCGAGGUCCUCGCCGAAUGUGAACGUCUCAACAACUUUAACGGCAUGAUGGAGAUUCUCUCUGGUCUGCAAGCCACGUCCGUGUACCGUCUCAAGUUCACCUGGGCUGAAGUCCCAGCGAAGAAGCGCGCCAUUUUGGACGACGCCGCCAGCCUUCUCUCGCGUGACGGCAACUUUAAAAAGCUGCGCGAGCGUCUGCACACGGUCAACCCGCCCUGCAUUCCAUUCUUUGGCAUGUACCUCACCGAUCUCACCUUCAUUGAGGAUGGCACCACCGACUAUCUGCCCACUGCGAACGACGCAAUCAAGCUGAUCAACUUUACCAAGAGAAGGCGCGUCGCGUCGGUCAUUGCCGAAAUUGCGCUGCACCAGAACUUGCCAUACAACCUGGCGGUUGUGCAGCUGUUGCAAGACUUUUGCUACCAUGCCGUGUUUAUUGAGGAAGAGGAGGGCUUUGCCAAGUCGCUCGAAAUUGAGCCACGCAACGCCGAAAAGGCACCCGACGCUCCUUCAGGCAAGCCGACCCGCCUGCGGCGCUCGGCCUCGACUGCCUCGAUGGCCAAGGACGGCAGGAUGCAGCGCGCUAGCUCGCAACAGGACUUGAACGGAUUCGACAGCAAGCGCCUGUCCCAAACCGGCGGCACGAUCGGCAAGCGCACGGGGCGUGCCAACAGCGGCCAAACCGUCCUGGAAGACGAAGAGGAGGCCCCAGCCCCCGCUCCCGCUCUGCCGCCAAAGUCGCGCCCAGUCUCAGUCAUGUCCGUGAGCCCUGACAGCCCCGGUGGCGACAGUGGCGCAGCCCCACCGAUUCCCGCUCGCAACCGGCGCCAGAGCGAGGUGGGCGGCAGCAGCCCGCCCGUGUUUGGCCACGGCACCCCUCCGUCUCUUCCCCCCAAGGUCGGCAUGCCUCUGACAAUUGGCAGCCCAUCGCUGUCGCACGGCUUUGGCGCGGGCCCCAACAGCCCUGGCCCUAACAGCCCCGGCGGCGGUUUCAACUCGAAUUCGUUGAAGAACAAGGCUCCACCGCCAUUGCCCCCGAAGGCUGGCGUUCCUGGGCUGAGCACCUCACCCAGCAAUUCCAGCCCCGGCGUCCCUCCGAUCAAAUCGCGUCCUCUGCCCACCCCGCCGUCCUAAACUAAUUCUUGGUUUGAUGUUGUUGAUGUUUUUUUUGCAAGCUCUGGCUUGCUUUUUUUUGUUUGUUUGUUGUUGUUCGGCGUGCUGUUUCUUCUUUUCUUUUCGUUGCAACUCUGCUUGUUUUUUGUACUCGGAUCGUAUUCCUGCGUUUCCCCGAUCUUUUUUUCUGCUCGUACACGUGUCGUGUCAAGAUUUUUUUUUUCGUUCCCUUCUGUUGAUUUGAUUUUUUUUUUCGGUGCUUCUUGUUCUUCCAGUCGUCGCCAGCUGUCUUUUUUGACGAUUCCCCCCUCUCUGUGUUGUCUUUCUUCUUUGCGUGCUGCUGUGUUGCGCGAUGCCGAUUGCUUGUAGUCGUCGUUGUCGGUGUGCGUUAUUGUGUUUUCAAAAUGAACGAUACCUCUUCCCACCUC